This is a messenger RNA of Ectocarpus siliculosus, 1425 nucleotides long. The record is from the annotation of a GenBank genome assembly. NCBI's taxonomy places the organism in Eukaryota, Phaeophyceae, Ectocarpales, Ectocarpaceae.
AUGUUCAGGAGAGUGAAACACAAGUUCAAGGCGGUCGGGCGCCACGAGGUGUCUUUGAUGCAGAUCGUCGUGUCCACAGGAGAGGUGUACCAUAUGAGCUCUUCCGUCAUGGUCAAGUACGUGCGGCGGGAGAUCCGCCAGCUGACUGACAAAGACAGGGAGGCGUUUUUCGACGCCAUGGAGACGCUCUACCGGCUGCCCACCGGCGAGGGCGUUGCUCUCUAUGGCGAAGACUACAAGGGUAUCGAAUUUUUCGUGCAGAUGCACCUGGACGGGGCCGCUGUGAAGGAGUGUGACCAUUGGCACGACGAUGCCGGCAUCGUGACGCACCACGUGGGGUUCACCUUGCUGUUCGAGCAGGCCCUCCAGGUGGUGGACCCCUCCGUCUCCAUACCCUACUGGGAGUACACCAUUGAAGCCGCCCUGGGCUUGGCGAACUACGGAGAAUCCCAGGUAUUUCACCCUGGCUGGUUCGGCGACGCCUCUCCCGACAACUCCCUUCACACGGUGACCGACGGCCGGUGGGCCUUCCUCUCGAUCAUGAAGGAAGCGUGGGACUACGUGCACAACCCAUACGGCCUUCUGCGUGCUCCUUGGAACACGGACGGGACCCCUUUCGUCACUCGCUACGACAAAAUCAAUGGCGUGGACUCGACGGACAUGGUGACGUGUGAAGAGUUUCAGUCGUGCUUUGAGUCCUCUUCCAUCGCGGCGAUGAACAACUGUCUGAACGCGGGCAUUCACGGGCCAGUGCACAACACAAUGGGCGGGGAGUGGAACAACCCCGAAGAGGAGUUCACGUUUCGAUUAGGAUAUUCUGCCUCCGUCGCGAUCUUGGCCAAGGCCUUGUGGAGGCAAGGAUACCUCCGCGUGCCGAACACCUGUUUGCAGGGAAAAGAUGGACCCGGCAACGCGUCCACGUGCAUCACCAGCUGCCCGGCAGAGUUGUACGAGUCCUUAGGGAUGACGCCGUACGACGUGCUGGUGGACACCUCCGCGGCUUACUGGGUCGCCGAGGCUGCCGGCGACGCUGUUAUGUACGACCAUGAUGAAGACCGAUUCGUGGUGACCGGCCACGAAGACGAUGAGGACUUUCAAAACGAGUUCUGGAUGCGGGUUCUGCACUCGCUCUGCGACCCCGGGUGGUCGUUAGACGAUACCUGGGGCUACUUGGAUGGCAAUAUGUUCGGGGAGACGAGGGUAGUCUGCGACUGGUCGGGGGUGAGGGACGACCCUCUGGCCAUGCCUACAUGCGUGGAGGGCAACUGCGCGGGUCACAAGGCCAACGAAGCCCUGCCGUUCGAAAUCAAGCUCCAGGGCGAGACCGUCACGAUGACCAACCUGGAGUGGUACCAAUUCAUCUACCCGGACAAUGACAACCUGCCCUACAUGUACAACGAAUUUGCCUGGAAUCACUGCGCGUGA